AGUCCGCAGCCGCCGGGGCUCGAGAGCAGCAGCGACGCCUGCACGCACUGCAGCAUCGGAGGGCGAUCCAACUGGCGUGUAAAUUUCGCAAUCCACGGUGUCGGUGUGGGUGGAUCGCUGCCGCCCUCCCAUCCCCACGCCGCCCCCGCCGAGAUGGCCCGGCUCCUGCCGCUGUGCGCCGCGUGUGCCGGCGCCUACGCCGUCGUCCUGUGCCUCGCAGCCCUCUCCGCGCCCGCGCCAGCCGCGUUCCUCGCGGCGCCCGCGCCCGGGCGGCGCGAGGCCGUGCAGGGCGCCGCCGCGGUGCUCGCUGCGGCGGUCGGCGGUGAGGCGGCGCUGGCCGACUUCCAGGGCGAACCGGUGACCUGCAUGAAGAGGUACGGCCCAGCCAUCAUCAAGCUCCAGAGUGCGGUCGACUCCGGCGACAUGAAGGCCGUCUUGGCCAAGGAAAACAAGUUCAAGAUGCUCAACACGUUCUGGCGCAACCAGCCGAAGGACUUUGCGGCGCAGACGGAGGUCUCUGAGGACCUCCUGGACGCUGCGGCGGACGGCCAGGUGGACAAGGUGAAGACGCUGUACGCCAAGUACAUGGAGAAAACGGAGCUGAAGACUUUCGCCAACCUGCCCCCGGCCAGGCAGUACCACAUGACUAACCGCGACGCCUCCAUGGGCAAGCGCUGAGUGCCCUCGCCGUGAUCGCACCAGGUUCCAGCUUGGUUGUGUAUUUGGCAGGGAGGUUUUUUCAAGUGAGCUGGCCCGACAGGGAGUCACAGCAGCUUUUUGCAGGCCGAAGCGUGAUGCGCACGCUUGAGCUGGCGGGCGGAAAACGGUACAACAUACACAUUCCCGCCAUCGAGGACGCCCCAGGGCGGCUGGAAAGUUCGCUCCGCCCCCUGCCGCCGGCCUCCUCCUCUAUCAGAAGGGGAUGUAUCAUAAUCGCGUCGGUGCGUCUCGGCGCUGCCUUGGCGCAUCUGGGAACACCAUGCGGGGGCGGAUGGGAAUCAUCAGCGCAUCUUGAGACGUUGGCGUUACCGAAGACGCCUGCGGCGAAUUUCCGCCGCCCCUUGCCAUUUGGAAUCGCAAAUGUGGCC
Molecule: messenger RNA, 1088 nt
Organism: Prorocentrum cordatum
Lineage: Eukaryota; Dinophyceae; Prorocentrales; Prorocentraceae
Source: the annotation of a GenBank genome assembly